AUGGAUAAUGAUAAUUUACAAUAUUUUUCUUCAACUCAUCAAUUUGACGAAUCAAUUGCUGACUCUAUUACAAGAUCAAAUAGCCCGGUAUUAGAAACUAGAAGUACAAGUGCAAAAAGUGAUAAUGAAGCUUCUAAUGAAAACAAAACAAUAGAAACUAUUCAAAGUCUUAAUAAUCAAAAAAUUAAUAUUGAAGUUACAUAUAGCAUUUGUAAUGUAUUAAAUGAUUUGGGUAAAAGCUGUGAUUCAUGA
Messenger RNA from Dentiscutata erythropus, 252 nucleotides. The record is from the annotation of a GenBank genome assembly. NCBI's taxonomy places the organism in Eukaryota, Fungi, Glomeromycota, Glomeromycetes, Diversisporales, Gigasporaceae.